Messenger RNA from Fusarium falciforme, 1002 nucleotides. RefSeq lists its product as hypothetical. The transcript has a single exon. Gene Ontology annotation, cellular component: ribosome; mitochondrial large ribosomal subunit. Gene Ontology annotation, biological process: translation. Bases 1 to 1002 code for a protein of 333 amino acids. The record is from RefSeq and is a predicted model, not a curated record. Lineage: Eukaryota; Fungi; Ascomycota; Sordariomycetes; Hypocreales; Nectriaceae. Gene Ontology annotation, molecular function: structural constituent of ribosome.
AUGCCUCCCCGUCUACCGAUCCGACUCGCCCUCCCCCGGCCCUGCGCCGCGGCGGCAACCCGCCCUCUCCUCCUCCCCCUCACGGCCACCCGCGGCGUCAAGAACGGCUGGUCGACGGCUCCCCCUCGCAACAAGCACAAGCGAUUCAACCAGCCCUCGUCCGGUCUCCCCGCUCUCACCACCGGUCCUGCUGCUGCCCUCAAGCGCCGAGAGAACACGACGCCUCUCCGCACGGGUGUGCUGGCUAUCAAGAAGGGCAUGACGAGCGUCUUUGUUGGAAAGGUCCGCGUGCCGUGCACUGUUCUGCAGCUCGAUCAGGUGCAGGUCAUCGCCAAUAAGACUCGCGAGAAGAAUGGUUACUGGGCUGUGCAGAUUGGCUCUGGGUCUCGAGACGGCCGCAACGUCACCAGCCCCAUGCUGGGAUACUACGAGGCCAAGGGCAUCGCCCCCAAGGCCGACCUCGCAGAGUUCAUGGUCCGCGACCAGUCCGGCCUGUUGCCCGUCGGCGUCCAGAUCCUCCCCGACUGGUUCAAGAAGGGCCAAUACGUCGAUGUCAAGUCCCGCUCGAGGGGCAUGGGCUUCGCCGGUGGUAUGAAGCGCCACGGCUUCUCGGGUCAAGAGGCGUCGCACGGAAACUCCAAGAACCACCGCACCAUCGGUACCACGGGUCCCUCGCAGGGCAGCGGUAGCAGAGUCCUUCCCGGAAAGAAGAUGCCCGGCCGCAUGGGCAACGAGUUCGUCACGGUGCAAAACCUCAAGGUCAUGAUGGUGGACAACGAGCUGGGCGUCGUGCUGGUCAGCGGGCCCAUCGCCGGUCCCAAGGGCCGCGUCGUCCGGCUCCAGGACUCCAAGAAGCGCAAGGCGCCCCCGCAGCCGCAUCGUGAGGCCGCUCUCGCGACUCUGCUAGAAAGGAACCCGGAUCACGCCGAGAAGCUCCAGGCCGCGAGGGAGAAGCACCUGGUGCUCAAGGAGCAGAGAGAGGCGGCGCAGCUCGAGGCCUAA